UUCAUCUUCAAUGUAGUUUAUCGUUUGAUUGAAAUAAUGAUGGAGAGAGCUGAUGCACAAGAGACUCGCAGGAAGCUAUGAUUGUUUGAUGAUGAUGAAACCAAGGAAUGAAGGUGAAGAUGCGAACAGGGGUCUUGACGAGGAUAGAGAAGAUGCAACUGCGUCAGGUGGGCUUUUGGACGAGUGGGCCUUUUGGUUCUAGGAAGGGAGACGAGGCAAGGCCCAACAAUCGGGAUGUGGCAGCAUCUUGCUAAUCUUUACUCGAAGCCCAGUGCUUCUCGUAAAUUUGAUUUGGAGUGUGAUCUGGGUCGUCUGACCCAGGGUGAUUCUGACAUCAGCUCAUAAUAUCAGGUUGCGGUUACUCUCUGGACUGAGCAUGAUCAUUUGAUGAGCUCUAUGUUGACUGGUGCUGCAUCGACUGACGCCAUUCGUUAGCGUCAAAGCAUUCUUAAUGCAUCUGCGGCCCGAGUUUGAAGGGAUUUGAGCUUCUCUUCUGCAUCGUAUUGUGGAGACUAUGGAUGAGAUUCUUGGGGAGCUUCUUCGUGAGGAAACUCGUCUUAAGAGUCAGGCUAAGUUGGAUAUUCAUGCUAGUGAUUCUCAUUCUGCCUUUGCUGUUCAGGGAGGGAAACCUCAAUUUCAUCGUACUACAAAGGGUGAGAUCCUCUGUCACUAUUGCAAAAAACCUGGUCAUAUUCAGUAGCACUGUAAGAAGAGGAAUGUGUGUAAUUAAUGUAAGCAGGAGGGGAUUGCCGACUUCCCUAACAAAAAAAAUAUGUGUAACUACUGCAAGCAGGAAGGCCACGUGAUUGCUGAUUGUCCCAUGUUUGCUCGUUGUGUCCGUGGCAAGCCGGGUGGCUCGCGUGGAGGUCCUGGUUCUGGCUCUGCUUAUGCCACAAUUGCAAUAGAGUCUACAGAGUCCUCUUCUCUUACGUUUGCUGAUGUACGUCGUUUGGUUCAGGAUGCGUUGAAGGAGGCCUUGCCCAAUGCCUUGACAUCUGCGUUUGCCAUGGGUAAGGAUUCUUCUUCUGGUUCUUGUCAUGUUGAUUCAGCCACAUAUAAUCAUAUGACUAGUUCUCAUAGUGCUUUUCGAUCACUUGAUAUGUCGGUCUCAUGUCUUGGGUUACAAGCUGCCAAUGGGUCCAUUAUGUCAAUUGUUGUUGUGGGUCAUGUUGCUCAGCCUCAUAUGUCUCUCCCGAAUACUUUAUAUGUUCCCAAACUCGCUCCCAAUCUUGUUUCAUUGGGUCAACUUGCCGAUGGUGGUUGUCCGGUUAUCUUUGACAAUACUGGGUGUAUUUUGCAGGACACGAGGACGGGGAAGAAAAUCAGGUGAGACAGUAAGAAGGGUCGAUCGUUCCUGCUGGAUUCUUACUCUGGAUCGGGCAGGUUGAUGUUCGUGCAUGGGCAAAGUCGGGCAAGGAGGAAUUGAUGGAUGCCAGGAGUUCUUUUGAUGUUAGUAGUGAUAGUUUGGUUUAUCCAGUGAAGUUAUCUGACUGGGAUUUAUGGCAUUUUCGAUUGGGACAUCCCAAUUCUGUGAGACUUUGUACUAUGUUUCAGAAUAAAUGGUUAUCUGGUAC
Messenger RNA from Linum trigynum, 1574 nucleotides. The record is from the annotation of a GenBank genome assembly. NCBI's taxonomy places the organism in Eukaryota, Viridiplantae, Streptophyta, Magnoliopsida, Malpighiales, Linaceae.